GGAAUUCCAAUGGCUUGGAAAACUCUCCACCCGUUUUUCAGUUUUCAAUUAAUUUCCAUUUAUGUCGAGUCUCUAGACCACAGCUUCGGAACCCAACACUCGGCAAUAAGACUCGGGAUCAUCUCGUACUCUGGCUCUUAUCUGAGCUCGAUUAAGACUUCCUGUAACAGCGGAGAAGCGCAAAUGAGCCCAGCGCGCAGUCUCUCUGCCUAUCUACUGGCAUUUACUGAAACACAGCACUCAGUGGAGUAGAGCGAGAGAGAGAGAGAGAGAGAGAGAGAGCGAGCGAGCGCUGAGUGAGUGAGUGAGAGAGAGAGAGAGAGAGAGGGGGGGGAAAGGAAGGAGAGGCCAUACAGAUACAACAACUGCAAGAAAAAGUGUCUACAACCUUACAAAACAUCGGCAAAUAAACACGGACCAUGGCUUCGGAGGAGCUGUAUGAGCUGCAACCCGGCUAUGGUGGAAGUACUGAUCAGCAUCAUUGUCAUGGGGUAGAGAGUAUUGUGGCCAAGCGGAAAAAUAAAAAAGGCAAAACAGAGUACUUGGUGCAUUGGAAAGGCUACAACAGUGAUGAUGACACGUGGGAGCCCGAACAGCACCUUGUGAAUUGUGUUGAGUACAUUCAUGAAUUUAACAGACUGCUGACUGAAAAGCAGAAAGACACAACUUUAAUACGAUCCACCCGAAACUCUCCCAAUAACGCCAGGAAACAGAUCUGUCGGCCCUCAAACAGCUCAAUGUCAAAGACAUCUCCAAAAUCGGCGGGGGUGAGUAAAGAGGGUGAACCAAAAAACAAUACCCAGCUGCUAGCCAGCAACCACAAGUACCGCCGGACCACUGCACAGACUGUUGCCGGCAGGAAAAGCAUGGACCUUGCCAAAUCUGGAAUCAAAAUUUUGGUUCCAAAAAACCCCAUGAAAAGCAGGACUGUGGUAGAGGGGUUUCAGAGUGACAGGGCAGACAACCUUGACCAGAUGGAGCAGGAUCAGGACUCUGUACUUCCGGAAGUGGCUAAUGAAAAGCCUUUGGGUGCUCUGCUGGGACCAGGUGCGGAAAGAGCACGAAUGGGAACCAGGCCAAGGACACAUCCUUUAGUGCCACAAGUGCAGGUGCCAGUGACUGCAGCUACUGCAUCUGCACUAACUUUUAACGGGAAAGGUACCUCUACCUUUAUGGAAGCCUUGGCAGCCAACGGAACAGAUAGCAUCCAAACUGCAGUCACUGGAGUAACUGCAGGAAAACGAAGAUUUGAGGAAAGGCAGGCUUUUGACAAGAGGUUGCGGUUUAGUGUCCGGCAAACUGAAAGUGCUUACCGGUACAGAGACAUUGUUGUCAAGAAACAGGAUGGGUUUACACAUAUUUUACUCUCCACAAAGUCUUCAGAAAACAACUCAUUAAAUCCAGAAGUAAUGAAGGAAGUCCAGAGCGCACUGAACACUGCAGCUGCUGACGACAGUAAACUGGUUUUACUAAGUGCUGUGGGGAGUGUCUUUUGCUGUGGUCUUGAUUUUAUUUAUUUUAUUCGGAGAUUAACCGAUGACCGAAAGAGGGAAAGCAUUAAAAUGGCUGAAACUAUUAGCAACUUUGUGAAUACUUUUAUUCAGUUUAAGAAACCUAUUAUAGUGGCUGUGAACGGUCCUGCAGUUGGACUUGGAGCAUCGAUAUUGCCUUUAUGUGAUGUGGUUUGGGCAAAUGAGAAGGCCUGGUUUCAAACACCAUAUACUACGUUUGGGCAGACUCCAGAUGGGUGUUCAUCUCUCACAUUCCCUAGGAUAAUGGGGGUGGCUUCUGCUAAUGAAAUGCUUUUAAGUGGAAGGAAGCUGACAGCACAGGAGGCAUGUGCUAAAGGACUGGUUUCCCAAGUGUUUUGGCCCGGAACGUUUACUCAGGAGGUGAUGGUGCGCAUUAGAGAGCUAAUCACAUGUAAUUCAGUUGUACUCCGAGAAUCCAAAUCUCUAGUCCGAAAUGCUAUGAAGGGAACCUUGGAGCAGGCCAAUGAAAAGGAGUGUGAAGUUUUAAAACGAGUCUGGGGCUCUGCCCAGGGAAUGGACUCCAUAUUGAAAUACCUGCAGAAAAAGAUAGACGAGUUUUAAGUGACGUGCACAGUGGCACUGGAGGUACCUUAGUUACCAGAACACCCAUGUGGCUUACAGAUGCCCUUAUUUUUUGUCACAUGGCUGUUCUGCAAGCUUCAGAAUUGAGUAUUGCAAGAAAAGAACUGAAACACACCAUCUUGGCAACUACUCCUGGGAUACGUUAUCAAUUUGGCUUCAUGCAUUGAGGAACUGCAAUGUACUGUUCUACACUAUGGAUUUUGGAGAGGGAGGGGAGGGGGGAUGCAUAAAAGAAUGUAUAUUCUAUAGGGUGGAUUAAUGUAUAUUUUUGAUAUUGGGAUGAGCAAGACUUACACACACACACACACACAAAAGGAAAUGAAAGAAAAUGGAUAAACGGCCAGUCGUCCCCCACGCAGCCCAAAGAUCGGCAAGGUGGGGAUUCAGCACCUAGCCUUUGUCUUGAAAGAGGUGUUAAAAUGAAUUGAAUUAUAAACUAUAGUGAAACUAACCAACAGAUCCCCAUGUCUGAUAACUUUGCUAAAUGUGCCCUUUGAAUAGUUUAGCUUGGUGCAGAUGCGUACACACAGGAGUUGUCGUACUAGAUGCUUGUUCUUCUUUUGGAACCUUUGAUACCAGUUCUUACCCAGUAAGCAUGAAGAAACCACUGGUGUUAGAUAAAUAGGAUGAAAUCAACAUAAAAUUUUAUCUAGUUUUAGCAUUUAAUAUAGUUUUUUUGUUUUGUUUUGUUUUUUAUUAUCUAUUACAUUUAUAACUUGUUGCUGGGUGAGAGGAAUUUUCCCCAAAAAAUGUAUGUUAGAUGCUUUUGUAAACAAGCUGAAUGCUAUAUUACACCAAAAAUACUUUUUGUUAAAAACUGUAAUAUUUUUUAUUUCACUUAGAAUAUUUUUAAUUUAAUAAGUUAAAAAAAGUUGCCACACUAUUCCUUCCAAAAAAGAAACCUACCUUAUUCUUGAUGUUUAA
Acipenser ruthenus (sterlet) is the source of this 3038-nucleotide messenger RNA. RefSeq names its product chromodomain Y-like protein. Lineage: Eukaryota; Metazoa; Chordata; Actinopteri; Acipenseriformes; Acipenseridae. Gene Ontology annotation, molecular function: transcription corepressor activity. The transcript has 8 exons. Bases 420 to 2093 code for a protein of 557 amino acids. The record is from RefSeq and is a predicted model, not a curated record. Gene Ontology annotation, cellular component: nucleus.